This is a messenger RNA of Melanotaenia boesemani (Boeseman's rainbowfish), 1562 nucleotides long. Its product is annotated as transmembrane protein 163-like. Gene Ontology annotation, molecular function: zinc ion binding; monoatomic cation transmembrane transporter activity. Gene Ontology annotation, cellular component: synaptic vesicle membrane. The record is from RefSeq and is a predicted model, not a curated record. Gene Ontology annotation, biological process: transmembrane transport; monoatomic cation transport. The coding region runs from base 345 to 1214 and encodes 289 amino acids. NCBI's taxonomy places the organism in Eukaryota, Metazoa, Chordata, Actinopteri, Atheriniformes, Melanotaeniidae. The transcript has 8 exons.
AGAUUCAUAGCAGAUCUCAGAGAUUUAUCACAUCGUCGGAUCUAACCCUAAAUUGCUCUAUAGGCGUAGCCAGACAAUAUAUCUGCCUUGAACUCGCACUGUUGGCGUCUCGUGGAGGGAGCUGCUUCGCCCCUGAUGCUGCGGAGAUAAAAUCCUUUAUCUUCUAUCUUCUGUUAUCGCCAUCUCUUUUCUCCCCCCCUCUGCGCAACUGAGUCGACACCGGUGGCAUAUUGGACGCGUUGGAUGGCUGCUGCACUUAACGAGCCGGUGUGAACCUCUUUCCCCCCUAUCCUCUUCAUCUUUCUCAGACUUUCAGACUAAAAACCACAACUACAGCAGCAACAAUGACAGAUCAGGUGGUUCAGGAGUCCUAUCCCGUCCCAGACCCGACUGUUGUGGAUCCCUGCCCGGCCACAGUGCGGAACGGCCAGUGCGCCGCGGAUGGCUUCACCAACCACCAACAGCAACCAGCCAAGACCCCCACCGAGCCCGAGUCGUUCACUAUGAAUCAAGAGAUGAAGAUUACAGACAGUGUGGAUGGAGAAGGUCUUCUUGAGAGCAGCAUGCGCCUGAAGCCCCAUGAGGCACAGAACUACAGGAAGAAGGCUCUGUGGGUCUCCUGGAUAUCCAUUGUGGUCACACUUAUACUGGCUGUAGCAGCUUUCACUGUAUCCUUCAUGAGACACAGCGCGUCGGCCUUUGGAUUUGCUUUUGAUGCUACGCUGGACGUCAUGUCAUCGGCCAUCGUCUUGUGGCGCUACAGCAAUGCUGCUGCUGUGCACUCUGCACACAGAGAGUAUAUCGCGUGCGUCAUCUUGGGGAUCGUGUUCAUUCUCUCCUCCCUGUGUAUCUUAGGAAAGGCCAUCCAUGAUCUGGCAACCAAGAUGCCUCCUGAAGUGGAUGACUUCCUCUACAGCGUAUCUAUAGUGAGUGGGCUCACAUGUGCUGUGCUGGCUGUGGCCAAGUUCUUACUGGGAAGAAAGCUGACUAGUCGGGCACUUAUCACCGACGGGUUUAAUUCUCUGGUUGGAGCCAUCAUGGGAUUUUCAAUUCUUAUCAGUGCUGAAGUCUUCAAGCAGCAUCCCGAUGUUUGGUUUCUGGAUGGCACCAUCGGAGUUCUAAUCGGACUCAUCAUUUUUGCAUACGGGGUCAAGCUCCUGAGGGACAUGGUGCCCCGUGUAAGACAAACAAGGAACUACGAACGCUUUGAAUGAGACCUCUGAAUGCUGACAAGAUGAGCAGUUUCAGACACACACAUACGCCCACACACCUAGGAGCUUCCUGCCCUCUUCUCUCUAGUCUUUCAUACACUCAUGUCCACAUUUCACUUGCACAUUGAUAUGGUCAGUACAUGCUCAUGUUCUGAAUAUACAUGCACAUAUGCUGUUUAUACUGUACAUAGUACAUUCACACACGUAUGUGUACAUACAUCUGAGAGACUUUGAGAGAAGCACAUGACUGAAGAUCCUCUACUGGAACGAAAACAGCUUAAGAUCUUUUUUUUUUUUUUUUUUUAAUUCUCUAGAUCUAUUCUAAUAAAGUAAAACAAAAAUGACACUGUA